UUCAGGUCUCACAAUGGUCUGACGUUUGUGAGAACCACCACGUUGGUCAAAGAUAAGGCCACACCCGAGUUAUCGGCCCUGAAACUGAAACAGACAAUCAGGUUUCUUCAUUUCAUCACAACCUCUGGCAAAGCAUGUUACUCUUCGUUGGACUCAUGAUUGUGGGCGUGGCCGAGGCUGCUGUGGGCACGGCCUGCAAGUCUGAGAGCGACUGCGGGAGGGAUGAGUGCUGUCUUGCCAUUGUUCCCAUGAAGGGGAAACGAGCGACAUCGGGACAAUGCCAGCUGAAGGGGACGGAGGCGUCCAAGUCGCGGUGUUACGUGGAGAACCGGUUCUACGACAAUGGAGUUUACACCAACAAGUGUCCAUGUGCUGCAGGACAGAAGUGCGAGUCUCUGGGAUACAUGGAGAUCCCCCAGGGGACCGUCGGUGCCUGUCGCCAGGCUACGAAACUGUCGACCCCUACGUCGUGUCAGAGCGGUGCGGACUGUGGCCCUGACGAGUGUUGUAGAUCCAGAAUGAGGCCGCUGGGCAAGAGGCAGCUCGGGGGUGGGGGAGUGUGUGAACCCCUCGGCACCACCGGCACUAGCUGCCUGGCGAGGUACCCGUCAGGAAAACCUAAAGCAAUGGCCUUCACCUGCCCGUGCAAGGCUGGCAUGACGUGUUCCCCCAACGGACAAAUGGACAUCCCGUUAGGAGAGAUGGGUAACUGCAAGUGAAAUGAUCGCAACAAAUAAACCUCUUAUAAGUC
This is a messenger RNA of Haliotis rubra (blacklip abalone), 751 nucleotides long. RefSeq lists its product as uncharacterized. Lineage: Eukaryota; Metazoa; Mollusca; Gastropoda; Lepetellida; Haliotidae. The transcript has 6 exons. Bases 135 to 719 code for a protein of 194 amino acids. The record is from RefSeq and is a predicted model, not a curated record.